Molecule: messenger RNA, 1288 nt
Organism: Syzygium oleosum
Lineage: Eukaryota; Viridiplantae; Streptophyta; Magnoliopsida; Myrtales; Myrtaceae
Product: 6,7-dimethyl-8-ribityllumazine synthase, chloroplastic
Exons: 9
Coding region: 75-839 (254 amino acids)
Biological process (GO): riboflavin biosynthetic process
Cellular component (GO): riboflavin synthase complex; intracellular anatomical structure
Molecular function (GO): 6,7-dimethyl-8-ribityllumazine synthase activity
Source: RefSeq, a predicted model, not a curated record
CAAAUAAAACCCACCCACGACCACACUUCAUCGCGCUUUGUCGGAGCAACGCGCAGACAACAGCCACCACAGCAAUGGCGCCAUUCACCCUCUCGCUCGACCCUUGCUCCCUUCCUCACUGCCUCCCUCCAUCUUCAUCAUCAUCAUCAUCCUCAUCCUCAUCCUCAUCAUCUCCAUCUUCGCUCGUUCAUCAGCUCCAUCUUCACUCGCCUUGCGAGCGGCCGAAACCGGCCGCCAUCUCCAUCUCCUCUUCCUUGCAAGGGGCUCGGGCUCAGUUUCCGAUACGGCAGGGGAAGCCUUCUUCCUCCUCAUUGCUGCGAACGGCUGCGGUUCGGCACCUGGAGGGAUCCGUCACCGGAACCGCGGGCCUUCGCUUUGGCGUGGUUAUAGCACGGUUCAACGAGAUUGUGACAAAGCUCCUACUGGAGGGUGCUCUGAACACUUUCAGAAAAUAUUCAGUACGAGAAGAGGACAUAGACGUUGUAUGGGUCCCUGGCAGUUUUGAAAUAGGCGUUGUUGCCGAAAAGCUAGGGAAGUCUAAAAAAUAUCACGCAAUCUUAUGCAUUGGGGCUGUGAUAAGGGGUGACACUUCACACUAUGAUGCUGUUGCUAAUUCGGCAGCCUCUGGGGUGCUUUCUGCUGGUCUUAAUUCAGACUAUCAGAUCAAGAUUAAUCGUAGAGCAAGAUGUGUUCCGUGCAUCUUUGGGGUCUUGACCUGUGAUGACAUGGACCAGGCUUUGAACAGAGCUGGUGGAAAAGCUGGGAACAAGGGAUCUGAGGCUGCUUUAACUGCCAUCGAGAUGGCAUCUCUGUUCGAGCACCACCUGCCAUUGGUUUGACGGGCAGAGCUGGGCAUAAACUUUCCAAGUCAGCAGUUGCGGCAUGUAUUUCAAUAACUUGUGCAUUCACCCAUGAAGGAUUGUAAGGGCUUCUGGAUUACGAGAACUAUGAUGCAGUAGAAAAUGCUUACACGACUUAUUAACAUAAAUGUUUCGGUACCUUUCGUCAUUGGAUCGUCGUAGCCAUAAAAUGAUCUGGUGCCUAGGCAACGCUCUUUGAUCUUUGGUUUUGCCCAAAUGGAGCUUAUCGGCAUCAAACUCUGGCUGUGGACUGUAGGGCAACGUAUAAGCGGGAAUUAUUCUAUCUUUAUUUAAUUGAUCUUGGGUUGAAGAAGCAGUUUUUGCUGUUUGAUCUAUGUAACUUGAGCAUGUGUUUAUCAGGACGAGGCAAGAAUUGGUUUACUCUAUUAAUGAAUAAUUUGAUGGACUAAUGAGCGCAUUUUAGUGAA